This is a messenger RNA of Leptopilina heterotoma, 3468 nucleotides long. RefSeq lists its product as uncharacterized. NCBI's taxonomy places the organism in Eukaryota, Metazoa, Arthropoda, Insecta, Hymenoptera, Figitidae. The transcript is spliced from 8 exons. The record is from RefSeq and is a predicted model, not a curated record. The coding region runs from base 570 to 2798 and encodes 742 amino acids.
AUAUGGACAUCUCUUCCUGUUUUCGCGGGAAACGGUACAAAAUAAAUGCGGGAAAGUGUUCUCUUCACUGUACUCUUUUAUUGUCAGAUGUGUGUUGUACAUGCGUGUGAGUGUAUAAUAUAGUAAAAAAAAAAAAAGAAAUGAAUACACGUGUGUGGUGAACCUGCGCAUUGUCGCGCAGUGAAGAACGUGCCGCGGAUGCAGCUGGAAGCUAUUGGCAUUCAAAUAGAACUUCCACUGAUUUUUCAAAUAAAUAUAUAAAUACAUAACAGUGGAUUAUUAAAAAAAUUGAACCAAAAAAAAAAAAUCAGGGCAAAAUAAAAAUAAAAAAAUGGAAAGCAAAAAAUAAUAAAAAAAAGUGGUGAAAUAUAUUUAAAAAAAAAGAAGAAAAUAAUGCAAAGGAACACUAAAGAAAUUAUUAUCAUUUCAAUGAGAAGGAAGUUGAACGAUGUUGUUAAUUUUUGUGUAGAAAAAGUGAAGUAAAAAAUUAUUAAAAAUCGAUCAACUUUGAAAGAAAUGCGGCUUCCGUGCUUAACAAUUCUUCCUUGUGGAUUUUAAUUUCUAACAAGAUGAGAAGUGAGGUAGGAGAAUGGUUGCCCACGUGCGUCGGUUCGCCAAUUUGCAUCCUACUUCUCUCUUGGUCACUACUCAUAUACCAGAACCAACCAUCAUCUGCAAAAAGAAGAAUAGACAUUCUGACAGUGGCAAUUCUUUCAGAAAGUCUCGUUCAUCAACUCGGAUUAUUACUGUACGCAAUUCUCACACUAAUUCGACCAGCAAAUCAUUUCGGAGAAUUAUGUUCGACCUUGGUGUGGAUGCUGAACUCGUCGAGCAUCCUUCAGGAGUUGACUUUGACGUCAAUCGCAAUUUUUGCAGCGAUUAGCAAACAGGAAAACUUGAACCUAACGAAAAAUCAUCUCAAGUAUCAUGUGGUUUGUCUUAGUGUUGUCAGUGCGUGCAUUGGCAUUACAGGGAUUCUCAACUUUGAACCGCAAAUAUGUGUUUUUCUACCUCAUGAAAUAUCAUUGAAAUAUGGAAUAUUUUUUAAUUCAUUGAGAAUUUCAUUGGUGAUGACAUCGUUGUUGAGUUUGUUUAUAAAUAUUAUGAAAAAUUCAUGUCAUCCGGUGAAAAGUGAAUUGUUGAAAUCGGUUUCCGAUUUGUCGGAAGCAAGCUCGAAAAAUUCUUCCGGCGCUUAUGAGUGCCAUCAACAACAUUGGGAGCCGUCAAGUGGUUCCUGCACUAGUGGCUCCACAAAUAGCAGGACCUGUUUGAAAAAAAAGAAGAUUCAAGUUGAUGAGGCCAGUGGAAGAUCCACUGUGUUCAGCAUUCUUUUUGUCUGCUACAUUUUCGACAGUCUUCCAACAUUGAUAAUCUCCAUUUGGCCAGAUUUAUUCAAAGACUUCUGCACACCACAGAACUUGGCCACAUGGCUGCCACUAUUGAAAGACACACUUCUCCCCGUAUUUCUUGCAAUGUUCGAUAAAAUGUUCUGUCGCUAUGUGGCUAAAGUCUACACAAAACAGGACCAUUCAAUGAAAAUAUCACACGGUAGUAUAGAUGGAAAAUUUCGUCACUUUGAGCAUGAUGCUGAAUACAAGUUGCAGCUGAAUCUGAAUCAUGGUUUAAAAUUCCCUCUCACAAACGGAAGUCUCUAUGGACGAUUACACAAUCAAAACAGAGCGAGAACUGGAACUAUUACGAUGGGGAUUCAACAUUAUCCAAGGUCGCAAUCAACGCAGGAGGAUAAUGCUUACGGUUCUCUUUCGCCGGAAGUCGCGUCCUUUACAAGUUCAACCUUCGAGCCACGAAUUGAUAGCGCCGUUAAAACAUCAUUUGAGCAACGAAAUAAUAAUAGGGAUUAUGAAAAUUUUGAAUAUGGAAAGAGGAGAAAAGUUGGUAGUACCGAUGUAUUUGGACAGAAUUUAGAGAAUCUUGUGCAACUCGAUAAUUCGUCGAAACGUAAAUUUACAAAGAGUUUGGACGAAAUACGUGAGGAGGUGCCGAGGAAAAUUGACCGAAGUGUUCCUGGCUUGGAGAAUUUUGUUGCUGGACUGGAGAAAAAUCGUUCUGAAGAGGUGCAAUUUCAGAGGAAUGCUGUUAGGCGGAAUCAAAGUUUCGAUCAGGCCAGUUCAGUGCAAUUUGAAAAUUUCAAAGCAAAAUACUUCAACCUUGGUAGAUUUCCACGACAGGGAAUGGACUCGAGGACAUAUGAUAUUAAGAAGGAUGCGAUUAGACGUGAUCAGUUGCAAGCUCUUCAUUCAAAGCAAAAUGCAGAGGAUAAUGAUGCCGAUUAUGAAUCUUCGGAUGACGAAAGUUGUGACCUUGAAAGCGGUGAUUUUGAUACAAUGAGCUCGUGUAGAAGCAGAGCGAGAAGUUGCUGUUCAGUUACAACCGUUGCUAAUGAUGACUUUGAAUUUUUCCAAAGAAAAGGAACAAAGGUGGAGUUAUUGCCUCUCAAAAAAGGUAAUGGAAGUAAAGUAAAUAUGCGUACAUUCACGCCGAAAAUUAUUGAAAAUGAAGCAACGCCCGGAUUAUUGGAUAGUGUUAAAGAAAAAAUUGACACAAAACCAGUAAUUCAGUCAUAUCAUUUAAAAAAGAAAAUCACUGCCGGUUAUUCAAUGAACGACAUCGAUAAAAUCGAUGGUAAUACAAUAAUGCCAAAUCUUUCGAUGGAAAGUCUUCGUAGUAUUCUUAAAAAUACUGACGUCAGUUACCUCGACAGUGGGGAAAUAUGUAGGCACGAUAUCGGUGGAUCUGUUCCUGAUUUUAAAAAAGUAUUUCUCUCCGAAUUCAUUUAAAAUCAUUAUUUCAAAAAUCGAACUAUAGUCAAUGUGAAAUCAAAAGAACAUUUGAAAUUGUUUAACAGUUUUUUUAACAUUUAAAAAAUAAUAUUUCUCUGUACAUAAAUAAUUAUACCAUACAACUCUACUAAUUUAUGACUCGUCAAUUUUAAAAUUGAACAAAAUAUUAAUUUCUUAAAAAAAUAACUUAAUUCCUAAAAAAUAAGAAAAAUUAGUUUCUAAAUAAAAUUGUAGAAAAAAAUAGUAAGAAUCAAUAUUACAGAUUUUAUUGAUUUUUACAGGAAUAAAAAUACUUAUUAUUGUGAAAAAUCAUUGAACGUAAUCAGAGCGCGCGAUGCGUUUUAAUAAUGUGUAUAUAUUUUGUACAUCUAUAUCGCACUACUUAAUAUUCAGAAAAUGUAUUAACGUUAUAAUUAUCAAAUGAAAUAUGCUAAAAUGAACCGGACACGUUAAUUAGAAAUAUAAAACGUCAGAAAGAAUAAUUAUUCGAUUCGAAUAAUCAUCCGUUAUUUUGGGAUGAAAUAUUUUUUACGAAAUAUUUAAAUCAAAUAAUUAUAAAAUAAUUAUCAAAUAAUUAUCAAAAAGACAUGACAAUUAAAAGUUCAUUUCGAAUCGAAAUGGUCAACGACAUUUUAAAUUUUAUACCCUCUUUUUAAAAAGUAAAGUU